AAAUAGAACUAUCGAAAAAUUCGAUAGAUGUUUUUCGAUAGCGCAUUUAUUCAUACCAUAUGGAUUGUGUAAAAGUGUAAUUCGCGAUUUACUUUAAUUGGCAUGUACUGCUCACAAUAUGGUUACUCAUGCAGUUUUCACUAUGGCGACAUAAUCAUUGACGUAUGAAGCUUAUAUAUUCAUGAAUAUAAUUUUUUAAUCGAUCUGUUAUACUACGUCUACAUGUUCUGUAUUUACUAUAGAUAACUACAACAGUUUAGUAAUUUCUAUUCAAUAUUUUGAGUAAUUUUAGUAUGAAACCAUUAGUUUAAAGCAAGUGUUACAUAUCCUUGAAAUGGGAAUGAACAAGAGAACAGCGCUGCUUUCAGCAGCAAUUAUAACAUUUGGACUUGGUACACUAUAUUUGGGAUUCAAUAUGAAACAUGAACGUCCUCCCAUUGAUUCUAACAGUUGGGAUCUAUUAAUAUUCACACAAUCAUGGCCAAAAACUGUAUGUUAUACGUGGAAAAUUCAUAAUGCUUCACAUGAAUGUUACUAUCCACCAAAAAAAAAUAUGUGGACCAUACAUGGUAUAUGGCCUACCAAAAUUGGAACAUUGGGUCCAGUGUUUUGUAACAAAUCAGUAGUAUUUAAUCCUGAUUUCAUCUACAGCAUUAAAGAUAAAUUAAAUGAAUAUUGGACCGAUAUUGAAUUACUACCUAGUAAUACUACAGAAACUACAUUAUUAAAUGCUUCUAAUUUAACUUUAUCUCAUAAAAAAGAAAGUAUUUGGGCUCAUGAGUGGGUAAAACAUGGUUCAUGUGCUAUGUCUCUACCAGCCCUAGACUCUGAAUUUAAAUAUUUUUAUCAAGGAAUAGAAUGGUCUGAGAAAUAUAACAUAGAAAACAUUUUAGAAAAAGCUGGUUUAAAAAUAAACAGUACAUCAAAUUUUGUUACUGAUUAUUGGAAAGCUGUUAAGUCAGUUUUGAAAACAAAUUCAUAUGUUCACUGUGUGUAUAAAAGUGAUACAAAGGAACAAUUAUUGGGAGAAAUAAGAAUAUGUUUUGAUAAAACUUUAACAUUAAUUGAUUGUGAUGGCAUCAUGAAGUUUCGAAGGGGAAACAGCAAAGCAGCUCACUUAUUAACUGAUUGUGAUGUGAAAAAACCUAUUUUGUAUUUGGAUUACGUUCCCGAACAUAAUAUUUCUAUAAAUUCUAAUUCUACGAACUCAAAUUCUACUGAUAAUGAAAACUCAUUAGUGCUAUUCAGGUCAAAAAGAAAAGUAAAUGAGUGGACAACUAUAAAGCCUCAAAAUUUUAACAGAUCAAAUUCUUAUCAGCCUCGUACAAAUUCUACAUUUCAUCAAAAUUUAAUUCGAUCAAAUUCGUUCCCAUAUAUUCAACGCAAAGAAUGGGAUAUGUUAAUAUUUUCUCAGUCAUGGCCCUAUACUUUUUGUCAUACUUGGACUGUUAAUUCAAAUACUCACACAUGCAACUUACCAGCCAAUCGCAAUCAGUGGACAAUUCAUGGAAUAUGGCCAACUAAAAUUGGUACAGAUGGUCCAUCUUUUUGCAACAAUCAUUCAUCAUUUAGGUUAGAUCUUUUGGAUAAAAUUAUUCCUGAAUUACACAAUCGUUGGACUGAAAUAAAAGGAUCAAAAACAUGGACAAAAAAACAAGAAGGAGGCCUGUGGAAACAUGAAUGGAUGAAACAUGGAACAUGUGCUCAAUCACUUCCUGCUUUAAAUUCAGAACUAAAAUAUUUCAAACAAGGAUUAGACUGGUCUAAACAAUACCAAUUAAGUGAAUUAUUGAGUAAAGGAGGCAUCAAGCCUGGUGGCACGUAUCCAGUAAAUCAGUUUUGGCUUACUUUAAAAACUGGAUUGGGUAAAAAUCCACGUAUAGAUUGUUAUACAGAUAAGGAUUCUAAAAAGGUUUAUAUUGAUGAAGUGCGUUUAUGUUUUCAUAAAACAUUGGCAUUGAUUGAUUGUGAUACAUUCAGAAGAAAUAAUAAUAAACCAUACACUAAUUGUCCAUUGAAUCAAGAAAUACAUUACAUCGGAGCUGUAGUUUAAUUUUAAAAUAUUUAUCUCUCAAUUAAAUCAUUUAUAUAUGAAAUAUUUUACUCUUUAUAACUAAUUAGAUAAAAUUAAGUGCAAUUCAAGAUUUUUUUUAAAUAAAUAAUGUAAUUUAUAACUUAUAUGAUAAUCAUUUUAUCAUAUUAGUACCAACUUUUAUUCUAUUGUGAUUUUAUGUGUUAUUUUAAGUAUUAUUUAAUUUCUUUAAUUUUUGAUUGGAAUUCUUUUAUCUAUGUAGUUUCUUAGAUUAUUCUAAAUAUUAUGAAUUCUAUAAUUAAUAGAUUUGUAUAGUUUCCUUUAUUAUUGUGAAUAUUAUGAAUUGCAUAGUUAAUAGAUUUGUGCUUGAUUCCUUUAGUUCCUUGUAGCUAUCCUUUCUCAUGUCAAUCAUGAUUUGUUUCAUAUAUUUCAUCCUUGGCCUUCCUCUUCUAAUAUAACCUACGUGUUGCCUUCUAUAGUAUUCUUUGUUAAGAUAUCAUAGAGUAGUGUAUGUGCCCUAUUAUUUUGUCUCUACUAACCUUAAUAUUAUGCCGCAAUUGUCGUUUUUCAUUUACUCUAGUUUAUAUAUAUAUAUAUAUAUAUAUAUAUAUAUAAAUUUAGUCUAUUCAAUAAAAUAGUUUUGCAAUUUUAA
Molecule: messenger RNA, 2684 nt
Organism: Sipha flava (yellow sugarcane aphid)
Lineage: Eukaryota; Metazoa; Arthropoda; Insecta; Hemiptera; Aphididae
Gene: RNaseX25
Exons: 9
Coding region: 335-2053 (572 amino acids)
Biological process (GO): RNA catabolic process
Cellular component (GO): extracellular region
Molecular function (GO): ribonuclease T2 activity; RNA binding
Source: RefSeq, a predicted model, not a curated record